Molecule: messenger RNA, 297 nt
Organism: Chaetomium globosum CBS 148.51
Lineage: Eukaryota; Fungi; Ascomycota; Sordariomycetes; Sordariales; Chaetomiaceae
Exons: 2
Coding region: 1-297 (98 amino acids)
Source: RefSeq, a predicted model, not a curated record
AUGCGGCCCACCAUAGACGCAGCCGGACUGGGGAGGUUACCUUACCAAUCUGGCAGACGGCUUUACUCUCCGCCAAUAUCGGGACAGGUACGCGAGAUGGGAUAUCUCAGGGUCGGCGAAGCGGCGAUGGAAGCCCGUGUACUUUUUGUAUGUACAAAGCUUUUGCCACCAUCUGCUGUUGAGGAGGCAAAGCCAUCCCAGGAAGAUCCGAUGGAAGUGCGCCGAUCUGGUAAAGAUCCCGACGGAGAAAGGGAAGAGGAGGGUAUUCAAGUACAAGAUAACAGAGAUAGGGAAUGA